AUGGAGCACUACAAGCUCACUUCUGCUAAGAGACUGCAAAAGAACCUCCAACCCAUCAAAUUCUGCCACUUGGUCAACCAUAUUGCGGAAAGUGAUAGCACUCUCCGCGCUUGCUACCACCGCUUCUUGGAGUUCGACCAGGAAACACUCGCAUGGAUAUUUGCCAUCGAUACUUCAUUCUUGUUGGAGUAUCUUCAAACCUACUCUGCCAAAACGGAAGGUUCGCUUAUGCGAAUCUCUUCUAAGAUGGCACAUCUGAUCGACCAUACAAGAAGGAAAACCGCACACCACGCGAUCCUCAGGGAUAUUAUAAUGCUGGAAAACCAAAUCCCUCUCUUUUUGCUCAGAGAAGUCCACAGUUUUUAUCUGUUGCAUGAAGAUCAUGACCAAGCAUUAGCCACAAUGCUGAUGGGUUUCUGCAAAGAUCUAUCACCCAUCAAGUACAUUAAUUACCAACAUUUUAGAGAAGAAUGUUUCGAGAGAGCUCAUUUGCUAGACCUUCUCUACCACAUGGUUGCACCAAAGCUGCAACUUGUACCUGAUUGUGAGCAGGAGGAGCCGAAAGCGGACGAAGAGAUUGGCUGGUUUAAAAAGGCCUUGAAAUCAUUCUUGGCAGCACUACUUUACAUUAACUUGGCACCGCUCCGCCUUCUCAGUAAACUGUUCAAAUCAAAGGCGGUCAUGCUUUUAGUUACACUACCAUUUACAAUCAUCUCAUAUGUUUUUCAUCUUAAAAACAAAGGUGAUAUAAACAGUCUCAUAUCAUCGGCAGGGAGUAUGGCCGAAGAGGUGGAAAGUGCAUCUCAUGAGAUGAAAGACGAAAGUCCUUUGGUCGAAGAGAUUUCAAUCCCAAGUGUGACACAACUCCAUAAAAUUGGUGUCAAAUUUCAUCCAACAAAGGGUGGCUUGGGAUCUAUCAAUUUCGACAAGUCUUGUGGUACAUUUUACCUUCCGGUUAUUCAGUUGGAUGAUAACUCGGAAGUUGUGCUGAGGAACCUCGUGGCCUAUGAGGCAUGUAUUUCUCCGGAGGAAGAUGUAAGAAUUCUUCGAGAGGCAGGGAUCAUCUUGAAUCGCCUCAAAAGCGAUAAAGAAGUGGCAGCGCUCUGGAAUGGCAUGACGAAGUCUGUGAGGGUAACGAAAGUUCCAAUUCUCGACAAGGCCAUUAAAGGUGCAAAUACUUAUUAUUCGGAGAGUUGGAAGGCCAGGAUUAAUGUGAUCAUGAAAAAGUAUAUAUGUGGUUCAUGGCCAUACCUUACGUUUUUAGCUGCUAACAUGUUGAUAUUGUUAUCUGCCCUGGAGACUGCUUGUUCUGUGUACAGUUGCUCCAAAUGGGUGGCGGCCGCUUUAUGA
Alnus glutinosa is the source of this 1350-nucleotide messenger RNA. RefSeq names its product putative UPF0481 protein At3g02645. The record is from RefSeq and is a predicted model, not a curated record. NCBI's taxonomy places the organism in Eukaryota, Viridiplantae, Streptophyta, Magnoliopsida, Fagales, Betulaceae. Bases 1 to 1350 code for a protein of 449 amino acids. The transcript has 2 exons.